AUGAGCCAGCCUUUUGCCUAUCUUUCCUUACGAAAAUGGAAUAGAAUAAACUGUUAUAAAAAUCUCGUUCACGCGUGGAGUUCUAUCAUCCCGUCUGUCUCAUGCAAAUAAUGCCAACAAGUGAUAAGCAAACAAAUAGAGCGUGAUAGAUCAGCGAGUGGCGAACUGCGCCCAAAUCUCAGGUGAGAGAAGAAACCAGCCUCCCCUUUCUCCGCGAAUCCCCUCGUUGUCCUCUCUCUUGCUUAGCUUCGUGUUCUUGCAAUUCAGCUCCUAGAUCUCCCUCCCCGUCUCAAGAAUCUCUACCCGGUUUCCACCCUCGGGUUCCUGUUCUUUCAGCCAGUUCCGUGCUCACCGUUUGAAUCCCCAAAUUCUCUUGCAGAGCGCAGACUUGAGUUUGAGCCGUGUGAGCUUAGCUUGGUGGACUGCGAAAGGCGGCGGGUCUUGGUGCCGAGAAGAUGAACAAGGACAGGGCCUGGAUCUCGGCGGAAGGCGGCGGCGGCGACGGCUUGCCGCCGCAGUCCUCGCGUCGCGCGGGGCCGUCGUCGUCGACGACUCCACCACCGGAGUACGACAUCAGCCGCAUGCCGGACUUCCCCACCAGGAACCCGGGCCACCGGCGCGCGCACUCCGAGAUCCUGAGCCUCCCCGACGACCUCGACCUCUCCGCGCCCGGUGGCGGCGACGGGCCGUCGCUGUCGGACGAGAACGACGAGGAGCUCUUCUCCAUGUUCCUUGAUGUGGACAAGCUGAACUCGUCCUGCGGGGCGUCAUCGGAGGCGGAGUCGUCGUCUGCCGCUGCUGGCGGGGGUCAAGCGGCGGGAAUGGGCCAUGGAAUGAGGCCCAAGCACCAGCACAGCCAGUCCAUGGACGAGUCGAUGUCGAUCAAGACGGAGGAGUUGGUGGGGGCGCAGGGGAUGGAAGGAAUGUCGUCUGUGGAGGCCAAGAAGGCAGUGUCCGCAGCGAAGCUGGCCGAGCUUGCCCUUGUCGAUCCGAAGAGGGCGAAAAGGAUUUGGGCUAACAGACAAUCCGCAGCAAGAUCAAAGGAAAGGAAAAUGCGCUAUAUUGGCGAACUUGAGCACAAGGUGCAAACGCUGCAGACAGAAGCAACAACACUGUCAGCCCAGUUGGCAUUACUGCAGAGAGACACUACUGGACUAACAAGUGAGAAUAGUGAACUGAAGAUACGUCUGCAGACCAUGGAGCAGCAAGUCCACUUGCAAGAUGCCCUAAAUGACACCCUGAAAACGGAGGUUCAGCGACUGAAGGUGGCAACAGGCCAGCUCGCUAAUGGUGGAGGAAUGAUGAUGAACUAUGGGGGCAUGCCUCAGGCGCCACACCAGUUUGGAGGCAACCAGCAGAUGUUCCACAACAACCAAACCAUGCAAUCUCUGCUAGCGACGCACCAGCUUCAACAACUCCAGCUCCACCAACAGCCCCAGCAGCAGGCCUUGCGCCCUCAGCACCAGCAGCAGCCACUGCACCCGCUUCAAGCGCAGCAGCUCCAGCGUGACCUCAAGAUGAAAGGGCCGAUGGGCGGCGGUCAGAGCCUGUGGGGUGAUGGCAAGUCGUCAGGAGGCAGCAGCGGCAUCUGAAACUAUUUCUGGAUCCAAAAGUUCUUGGUGCAAGUGGCAUGGACUGUGGAGAUGAUGAUGCUGUGCAACAGUGCAAGUGUAGUUCUCAUCAUCUGUAGGUUUCGAAGCUGGGUCCAAGCUUCAGUUAAAAACAGUUGGAAAAUCUCAUGUGUUGGCAGUGUGGUGGAAGGCGUUUGUUUGUGCGCAGCUGAAGGAAAUGGCGGAGUCCUUCAGAAUUUCAGGUUGAAUCUUCCGUUUUGGUCAGGUAGAACAUGAGAGGUGUUGCAUCCAGUUAUGGACGAAUAGCUUUUUAGCAGCAUCGUGUUGUUAACUUAAAACUCGGUGAUGGAUGGAUGGAUCUGGACUAUGGCAGCUUUAGGGGAAAUGAACAGGCUAGUUUUAAAACCAUAUUGUUCCUUUGAUUUGUAGAUGCUCAUUCGUAACCAUAUACAGUUUCUUU
Molecule: messenger RNA, 2031 nt
Organism: Brachypodium distachyon (stiff brome)
Lineage: Eukaryota; Viridiplantae; Streptophyta; Magnoliopsida; Poales; Poaceae
Product: transcription factor RF2a
Exons: 4
Coding region: 456-1592 (378 amino acids)
Biological process (GO): regulation of DNA-templated transcription
Cellular component (GO): nucleus
Molecular function (GO): DNA-binding transcription factor activity
Source: RefSeq, a predicted model, not a curated record